CGUGAAUCUCGUGAAUCUUGUCUACCACCUGCAUGGAGAUCGUCGGUAUUGGGGAUGAAUGAAGAUAUUCUCGCGACUUUCAAGUCUGAUCGACUCGGAUUUGCGUGCCGAGGGAUGUGGACAAUACAAAUGGCAGGCAAAAUCGACAAUUUGAGGCUCAUCUUUGAUGGGAUUAUGGAGGCAUCUGCAAAGGCACACAACGUCCACUGCAACUCAAGCGGCUCGAUCUCCCCAGCCCACCGCGCAGCUCCUCUGGCUUGGUGGUGUAGAUGAGAUUGGACGCGCCCAUCAAGCUUCUGUGGACGGCGAGGAAGGGAAAUGCGAAGCAGAUGCUCACGCCUUCGACAUCAUCGCCGCACCACUUGCCUGAGGGCUGGCUGCUCGUUCAACUUACUAAUCACACUCAGGCGACAACUUCCCAUAAAUGGGGCUUAUGGCGGUGGUCUUGCAACACUGCACCUUUGCUGCCACACGUCAAUGAAGGAAUCAGUGUCCGAGCCUUAUCGAUGUAUCGCGCCUUCACCAUCUACCCACUUCUUCGCGAACUUUGAGUCACGAAUGUUAUAUUGUGCGCUAAUGGACCAAACGCCAGACUAGAGAUCAAUGGGUGGGUACACUUGACUUCUUGGAGCGAGUGGGCGUCAUGUCCGAAUGCUCGAGCUAUGCAGCCUCCAGCAGCAAGGCUUUGCAUCUUGGAGUGGUUCAGAAGACCGAUGCAAGACGCCGCCUCCGUGCUACACACACGCGUCAGA
Molecule: messenger RNA, 752 nt
Organism: Ceraceosorus bombacis
Lineage: Eukaryota; Fungi; Basidiomycota; Exobasidiomycetes; Ceraceosorales; Ceraceosoraceae
Source: the annotation of a GenBank genome assembly